AUGGCGUCUAUUGUAGAUACUGACACAAUCGGAGCAGACGCGGUCGGGCGCAGGAUAGCAGGCGCCAAUGAGAAGACACUGAUCACGUAUUCUGAGCAGUAUGGCGGGCAACAGCAACCAUCCAGUCUUGAGCGCUAUAUCAACCAUUCUUCGGUUGUCAACUUUGGUGUGAUUAUACUAGCAUCGUGGGAAUCUUUCGCUGUUACUUUCCAAUUUGCACUCGCAAAUGGCGGCCCAGCAUCUAUGUUCUACGGCUCGAUCCUGGCUGGCUUCGGAGCCUGUUCAGUCGGAUUCUCACUAGCUGAGUUAGCCUCAAUCGAUCCGACUGUCGGUGCACAGUACCGCUGGUCUGCGAACCUCGCUCCUGGCGCGAACAGGUUCUGGGGUUUACUCCAAGGAUGGAUCACGACUGCUGCGUGGUGCUUCGCAUGUGGAGGACCACCGUCCAUCUUGGCAAAUAUUAUCACUUCAUUGGCCAUCUUCAACAAUGACGACUAUGAGCCGCAACGAUGGCAUACUAGUCUCAUCAUGAUAGGUACCCUUAUCCUUCCAUUCCUUUUCAACCUUUGGUUUCGCAAAUUCCUCAACGCUUUCGAGAUCAUUGGUGGAGUCUUACACAUCAUCUUGUUCGUCGCCUUCAUUGUAGUUCUUCCCGCUCUUGGACAACGCAGCAGCUCCGACUACGUUUUCAAGACAUUAACCUCUGAUGUCUCGGGAUGGAGCGACGAGGUCAAGAAGGCUAGAACACGAGUUCCACGAAGCGUCAUCCUUGCUUGUGUGGUCAACUCACUCAUGCUCUUUGUCUUUGUCACGAUUUUGCUCUUCUACGUCGGCCCGCUGGAUGACAUUGUUACUGCUCCGCUCCCUCUCAUCCAUGUGACCUACAGCGCAACUGGCUCGAAAGGUGCUACCAACACCCUUGUAGCGCUAGUUGCCGUCAUUAUCUUCUUUGCCUCCUUCAACAUGCUGGCUUCAGUAUCUCGUCUAGCAUGGAUGUUUGCGAGCGACAAAGGGUUGCCUUUCUCCCGCUUCUUCUCGCUUCUCGACCCUACUUUCAAGCUACCGAUAAAUGCACUGCUUCUCAUUGUGGGCAUCGUGACCUGUCUCUCUCUCAUCUACAUCGCGUCGGCUACAGCAUUCAAUGCCCUCAUCUCUCUCCAAGCCCUUGCUCUUCAUGUCUCAUAUUUCUUCCCGAUCCUUUUCCUCUUGCUCCGAAAGCUCCGUGGUCCACCACCACCGUAUGGACCAUUCAAGCUAGGGGCUAUAGGGAUUCCGAUGAAUAUGUUCGCACUCGGCUACAUCAUCUACGUCGUUCUUUGGAUGCCAUUCCCUCAGAUAUUACCAGUCACAAAAGACAAUAUGAAUUACGCAGGUCCGAUAUUUGGAGCAGUCUUGAUAGGCGCGCUGAUCGAUUGGCUCUGGUUUAAUGUGCCCGAGCUCCUCUACGAAUAUGUUUGA
Colletotrichum orchidophilum is the source of this 1458-nucleotide messenger RNA. RefSeq names its product LPXTG-domain-containing protein. The record is from RefSeq and is a predicted model, not a curated record. The transcript is spliced from 7 exons. Lineage: Eukaryota; Fungi; Ascomycota; Sordariomycetes; Glomerellales; Glomerellaceae. Gene Ontology annotation, cellular component: membrane. The coding region runs from base 1 to 1458 and encodes 485 amino acids. Gene Ontology annotation, biological process: transmembrane transport. Gene Ontology annotation, molecular function: transmembrane transporter activity.